Gadus chalcogrammus (walleye pollock) is the source of this 672-nucleotide messenger RNA. It is a transcript of the gene dph3, whose product is annotated as diphthamide biosynthesis 3. Lineage: Eukaryota; Metazoa; Chordata; Actinopteri; Gadiformes; Gadidae. Gene Ontology annotation, biological process: protein histidyl modification to diphthamide. Bases 102 to 356 code for a protein of 84 amino acids. Gene Ontology annotation, molecular function: metal ion binding. The transcript has 3 exons. The record is from RefSeq and is a predicted model, not a curated record.
UCCUGCGACAACCGGGAUUGACGUCACAUGCAUGAGUCGACCCAGAAUUGGCAAUGUGAGAAUUCCACGUUUUUAUAUCUUCGGCCCGAUAACUAGCCAGAAUGUCGAUAUAUCACGACGAGGUAGAGAUCGAAGAUUUUGAAUACGAUGAAGAAACCGAAACGUACUACUUCCCUUGUCCCUGUGGUGACAGGUUCGCUAUAACUAAGGAAGACCUUGAAAAUGGUGAAGAAGUGGCUACAUGUCCAAGUUGUUCCCUGGUUGUAAAAGUCAUUUAUGAUCAGGAGGAGUUCAUGGCUGGGGAGGUUGUGGAGGCACCCUCAACGGAGAACAAGCUGGAAUUGGCCACGUCGUGAUAAAAGAUGAAGCCUAGCCUGUGGAUCUCAAGGAACCACAUGCCUCCCCUCUGACCAAUGCUUACUGUUUACCAGACCGACGGUUCGGUGGGAGAUCCCACGCCGUUCACUGUCCGUGAUGACUGGGUUCCUGGUUCCAUCGUCUAUUUAUAAACGUGUCGAUAUUUUCUGAUUACCUCACCAGCUACUCUGAAACGACAAAAGGGGUUACUUCAUGAUUAUGCAAAAUUAUCUGUAAAUAACUUUUAUUUAUAUUUUACGUGUAAAGCUGAAUAAAAACUGUUGACUCCAAAUAACACAUCGUUUCGUGUUUAUU